AUGGAUCUACCGCAGCAGGCGGACCUCGAAGCUCACUACAAGCCGCUCGGCGACGGCGACCCGUCGACCGCCCUCGCGCCCGGUGGCGCCGUCCCACUCAAGUCGCGGACAGCCAUUACUUUUUUUGUGCUCUCGGUCGUCGCGACCUUUUUCCAGACCGUCGCGCCGCCUCUCAACGCGUCGGUCUUUGGCGCCUACCUCCACGGCGCCGCGCCGACCGUCGCGCAGUUGGCUUCGCUCCAAGCAAUCGCGCGGACGCUGCGCGUGCUCUUCGCCAUCCUCUCGGACGCGACCGAAGUCGGCGGCUACCGGCGCAAGCUCUGGCUGCUCGUGGGCUGGCUCGUCUGCGUCGCCAGCGUCGGGUGCAUCGCCUUCUCGGACUUUGGCGCGCCGUUCUGCGACCCGAAGGACUACCCGAGCUGCUGGAACCCCACGGCCAACACGACAAAAGCGGCGUAUGACUUUACGGCGCCAGGUCGCGUCGCCUGGUACCGGGCGCCGACCCUCUUUGCGAUGCUCGGCGUCGUCGUCGUGCAAGCGAAUCUCGAUGGCGUCCUCGUCGAGAUCGCCCAGCGGGAACCGGUCAGCGUCCGAGGGACGUUUCAGACGAUCACAUACUUCAUCUCGGGCAUUGGCGGUGUCCUUGCGCGCUUCUUCAUGCUCUUUUGCCUCAGCGCCAAGCGCUACGGCGGCGGCUACGACUGGUCCGCAAGCCCCAACGCGCCGUUCUGCAUUGCGUUUGGCCUCGGCCUUCUCGCGAUUCUUCUCACGAUGUGUGUCUUUCGAGACACACACAAUCCCAGCCAGGGCCUUCUCAACUGUCGUUCACUCUGGACGCUGCUGCAGACGCGGGCCGUCUACCAGCUCUUCGCAUUCUGCUUGCUAACGAGCAUCUUCCAAAGCCCGACGGGACCCGCAGUCGUGGCAUGGGUCACCAACCUCGACCUUGCGUGGGCCAAUGUCAUCCCGCGUAUCCCGUACGUGCCCACGAUGAUCAUCACGCUCAAGAAGGGCAUGGGCUGGAACUGGCGCAAGGCCGUCUUCAUCACGACCCUCGGCGGCAUCGGCGUGACAGCGAUCGCCACCUUUUUUGUCAUUUACGACGUCUGCCGCAACGACUACUUUUACAUCAUCGUCAUCGCGCCGGCCUCGAUCGCACUCGGUAUGAACACGCUCAUGCCCGGCUGGGCCAUGGUCGAGGUCGCGACCCUCGGCCACGAAGCCACAACCGCCGCUAUCUUUGCCACCAUCAAGGACCUCGUCGUGCCCAUCACGACCCGCUGGCGCACCUACAUGGCCGAGUCGUUUCCCGCCAAUCUAGCGCUGCUCGAUGACAACCACACACAAAACCAAGUCGGGUACAACUGGAUCGUCUGCCUCAGUAUCCAAGUCAUGGGUCUUGUGUUCAUCGUGCUGCUGCCAACGCAGCGCAAGCCGUUGCUCGAGAUGAAGGCGCGCGGCGAGCUCUCGGUCAUGGCUGCGCUGCUCGUGGUUUUGGUGUACGUUGCUUUGUUUGUGUUUGACUGGCAGCAAAACCUGAAAGACUACUAA
Messenger RNA from Saprolegnia parasitica CBS 223.65, 1551 nucleotides. RefSeq lists its product as hypothetical. Bases 1 to 1551 code for a protein of 516 amino acids. Lineage: Eukaryota; Oomycota; Saprolegniomycetes; Saprolegniales; Saprolegniaceae. The record is from RefSeq and is a predicted model, not a curated record. The transcript has a single exon.